AUGUCGAAUUCGCCUCGUCGUUCGCCACGAAAGAAUAGAAGGGCUAGCACCUCUUUUCUAUUCUCAAAGUCUACUUCAAAACUUGAGAGUGAAGAAGAGCUACACGAGGUUUUAAAGAAAAGGGAGCAACGGAGAUACACCAUAGCACCUGCUAAAAGUAUUCUUAAAGCUUCGACAAACUCUGAAAACACACUAACUUUGGAUCUUAACCAAGAAAGUAUAGCUACUUCAAAAAGUACUAUCAAACCUUCAACUAACGUGGAAAACACUGUAACGCUGGAUUUCACCCAAGGAGGGACACCGAGAAGAAAAUCUUUGGGCAGGAGAGUCAGUUUUGCGGCAACAGCUCAAGUUAGACUCUUUGAAAAAGUUACUCCUGAAUCUAAUCCCAAUGCUGAAGUACAUUCGUACAUAUCAGGAGAUUCUGAUGGCUCGUCCUCGGAAAUCAUGAAUUCUACCCUUUUAGAUAAUGUCGGACUUUUGCCUCGCAUUACAGACGAUAAUUUAUUUGCGAACCUGCAAGUGCACGAUAAUGAUCAGGGUAAAAAUGAGCUCGAUGAUGAUAGUCAUGAAGAUUCUGAUAUGAGCCUUGAAGAAUUUAAUGUGGAUAAUGAAGGUUCUGACAUGGACAUUGACGAAUCUGGCGUGGAACUUGAUGAAUUUGAAGAUCAAGGCGGAUUCGACUGUAAUAUAAUUAGGACAUUAGGUGAAAAUAACCUGAAUGAAAAUAACUUAACUGAAAAUAACAUUGAAAAUCUUGAGAAAAAUGAAAAUUUAGAUCUUUCUGUCUAUCCUGGUAGCCAUACUAUGGCAUUAGUUGAUGAUUUAACCGGUACAAUAAAGGACAAUUCAACAAAGAAAAUUGAACAAGAAUUAAAUCAAGAACACGUUGCCAUUACUACCUCUGGUGGCCAUAUUAUAACAUUAGUUGAUAACUUAACUGGUGCAAUAAAAAAAGAUUCAACAGAGGAGAAUAAGCAAAACCACAGAGAAAGCCUCGAUGCUGUUUCGGUCUAUUCUAGUGGUAAUACAAUGGCAUUAGUUGACGAUUUAACCGGUGCAAUAAAGGAAGAUUCGAUAGGAGAAGAAACAGAUCAAGAACUCGGUACCAUUUCUGUCUAUUCUGGUGGACAUACAAUGGCAUUAGUUGACGAUUUAACUGGUGUAAUAAAAGAAAAUUUGACAGAGGAUGAAUUAGAUCAAGAACUUCGUACCGCUUCUGUCUAUUCUGAUGGACACACGAUGGCAUUAGUUGACGAUUUAACUGAUGCAACAAAGGAUUCGAUAGGGGAAGAAAUAGAUCAAGAACUCGGUACCACUUCUGUCUAUUCUGAUGGUCAUACAAUGGCAUUAGUUGAUGAUUUAGCUGGCGCAAUAAAGGAGGAAUCAACAGAGGAAAUUGAGGAAGAGUCUGAUCAAGAAUCGACUUCUAAUGAUUCUUUGUUACCGUUAAAUUCUAUCAAAGAAUUUUACGAAAAAUUCGAGGUUUUCUUUAUGGAUCAAUCUUCUAUACCAAUGCGAAGACAGACCAUAAUUCCAGAUUUCGGCGAAGAGCCCAAAUUAGCCGAUUAUGUUAAUGCAGUCGCGGUUAUUCGUCCACAAAUGGAAAUAUAUGAAUCUAAUUCAGUAUUUUUUAUGGAACAAGAUAAGAUCUUACGGAGAAAGAUUUCUAAAGCUGAGUCGAAUGAGGAUUAUCAACCUCUGUUGCGGCAAUAUCUUGACAUAACCCCCGAUGUUAAGGAAUUGAUAAAACCUCGAUUCCGAAUUAUCAAAAAAUAUUGUAGAUUGGCUGCGAAAAAGGAAUGGCAUGAUUUGCGUGAAGCUCAAUUGGAAGAUUUGAAAAAGCGACUCGAAGAUAAUCUGUUAACACUGAAAAAGGACAAGGAAAAAACGGAAACAUUUUCAAAAAUAAUACGUGAAUUAUUACCAAAGCUGCGAAUUUAUCAUCAGGAAUUAGCAAAUAAGCUAGCCACGGCUCAGGCAAGGCGGAACGAAAUUGAAAAAUGUGAUCAAGAACAAUUAAUGAACAUGGUAGAUGCCGUGGAAGAACAGAACACACAAAUUAGCAAAUUUCAAAAUGAUUUGAAAAGAGUAAUUGCAGACCGGGACGCCAUUCAGCAAAAGAUAAAUAAUUUGAAAAUAGAAAUGAAACGAUCUCUUGAGAGUAUAGAAAAGGCGAAAUACACGAUUGACGAGAAUAAGGUUUAUACAAAAGAAGAUAUAAAAAAGGCUCGAGAUGAUUAUUAUCGACUUCAAGAACAGUAUUCAUGGAGACCAAUUACAAUUUCGCCUCAAAUUAUUGAAAUGAUAUAUGAUAAUCAUCUUUAUGUGAGAUUAGACAUGGAAUCUAUUAUACGGAAUGAAGAAGAAAAAGAAAUAAUGGGCGAACAAAAAAAGAAUGAAUUGAGAAAUCACGAAGAUUUAGUGGCUCUUGAACUGCGUCUUGAAUCACAAGGAAUUAAGAAGUCGAGAGAACUUGAAUAUUACGAAAUAAUAGUGCGGUGUCUCCAAUCUACAAUUCCAAAAUAUUCUUCUCAGAUUAAAGUCGAAAAGAUACACGAGAUUCUUCAAGGUAUCUCGGUUUUUUGGAAAAAAGCAAAGCUUUUGUAUCUCGAGGUCGAAUCAUUGAAACGCAAAUUCACCACUGAGAUAUUGGCCAUCAGAGACGAGAACACCGAAAAGACAUCUUUAUGCCUUCGUUCCUCUUUUCUCAUCAAGCCAACAAAAUUUUUUUUAAAUUUUGUAUUCAAGUACCAAGAUAUUCUUUCUUUUCCCGAAUUGCGUCAACUUCAAUGGGAAUUUGAACUGGGAUAUGGUAGCUUUAAUGACGAAAUUCAAGUUGAAAUAUCAAAUGCCAUUCGACAUAAGUUUGAAAGUGGUGGUCCUAAAGCAUUGAGAGAAGCAUGUGACGAUGUAUUAAAAUUAUUCGCGUGA
Ambispora leptoticha is the source of this 2934-nucleotide messenger RNA. The record is from the annotation of a GenBank genome assembly. NCBI's taxonomy places the organism in Eukaryota, Fungi, Glomeromycota, Glomeromycetes, Archaeosporales, Ambisporaceae.